CGACACUACAUUACCCAUGAACCCCCGCGCCUGCAUUUGUCGGAUUGUGCUUGGAAAAAAAAAGCGUAAUAUUGUUCCAAUGAUCGAGAAUCAAUAACAUUCAAACCAUCUACAUAAAACAUCUAUAAAAUUGGUUUGUGCAAGUUUAUGGAAAAUGGGGCAGCUUUGCACAGCAGGAGACUGAUGAGAAGUGAAUGAGCGGGACAUGAGGAUACAACACAGCACAUCUAAUGGAAUAGAGCAGUCUCAUCUCUCUGACAAACAGCAGUCAUGGAAACCAAGGAAAAUGGUUCGGUGGACACCAAAAGUUCUGUGGAGAACGGGCAGCUUUCUGAUCCAGCUCACUGGGCCGUAGCAGAUGUGGUCAAUUAUUUUAAAGCUACAGGGUUUGAGGAGCAAGCCACCGCUUUCCAGGAUCAGGAAAUCGAUGGUAAAUCUCUUUUAUUAAUGACUCGAAAUGACGUUCUGACCGGACUGUCAAUAAAACUGGGUCCUGCACUGAAGAUAUACGAGUAUCACGUCAAGCCUCUCCAAACCCAACACUUAAAAAGUAACGUCUCAUAGCUGCUGCAGCCACACGGACGCAUGGAAGACAAUCACAGCGGGGGGCGCAGGGUAACUGCAGGCAGAUCUAAUACAUCUUAACAAUUAAACAUGGUGAAUUUAUUGCUUUUAAGGUCUCAUUCUGCUGUACAGGCAUAUUUACUGUUUUCAGUUGACCUAGGUUUGACAUGUUCAUUCAGAUUUUACCUUCACUUUAUGUGCUUGUACAUAAAUCAUUAUUGCUUUUAAGAUUAAACGCUGCGUUUAUAAUGUGAUCUGUGAUGUAAAACGAAAAAUGGCUUGAACUAAAAUUGAAACACUAUUCUUGAAGAUGUUUCUGUGUAACGCAUGAAGUAUGCUUGAAUGGAAGCAGGGGAAGAUUGCCGCCGCAGUUGUGAUUUUUAUCAGUUUGUUGGUGUUUGUUUUCCUUUGUUUUUUCCGGUUUUUAGUAGAUAAAAAGUGUGUUGAGCUAAAGUAACAGCACAAAUGAUCAAAUGUCUGAAAAUGAUGUAUUUGCUGUGGUUUACAGCUGUAAAGGCUUUACGUAUUAGAGGUUUGCAGGAAUCCGAACGAUCAGAAUGACGGUGUUUUGUGCUGCUAUUAAUUCUGUUUAUUUAUUUCAUUCUGUAACUAACAGUGUGAAUCCUGAUGAAUUGGUGAAUUGUUAUUGUUUAAAGCCGGCACAACACUGUAAAUCUGCAGCGGUUUGUGAUACAGGGUCUUUUAAAAAGAUAAAACAAAAGUGAGUGUAGAUUGCAAUAAAUGGUGCUUUUUCAGAUUGCUGAAAAAAUCCACUUCCUGGUCUUCAUUACAGUGCUGUGUGACUUCCUUUCUGUUGGGCAUUUGAAUAAUAUCUCAAAAAAUUGAUCAUUAAAUGUAAUAAUCUCCCAAAACAAUCAAAUCCCGGAAACGCUGCAUGCAUGUAUUGGUAUGUUUAUCUGAUGCCGUUUUC
This is a messenger RNA of Labeo rohita (rohu), 1495 nucleotides long. It is a transcript of the gene samd13, whose product is annotated as sterile alpha motif domain containing 13. Gene Ontology annotation, molecular function: protein binding. Lineage: Eukaryota; Metazoa; Chordata; Actinopteri; Cypriniformes; Cyprinidae. The transcript is spliced from 5 exons. The record is from RefSeq and is a predicted model, not a curated record. The coding region runs from base 271 to 564 and encodes 97 amino acids.